Messenger RNA from Actinia tenebrosa (Australian red waratah sea anemone), 1993 nucleotides. RefSeq lists its product as uncharacterized. Gene Ontology annotation, biological process: signal transduction. Lineage: Eukaryota; Metazoa; Cnidaria; Anthozoa; Actiniaria; Actiniidae. The record is from RefSeq and is a predicted model, not a curated record. Gene Ontology annotation, molecular function: protein binding.
ACAGGACUAGAAGACAUCGAUGAACCUGCAGAAAGAAGAAGGUCCCUUUCUGGAAGAAGUGAAGAAGGAAGGGGCAACUCUCCUCUAGAUCAGCUUCCCUCUGGAAGGAGUGAAGGUACUCAUGGACCUGGUGACUCCCAUCCACCUCCGCUGUCAACAGUUAGAACUGAUGGAUCUGCUGGUACCCUACCACCUCAGCUGAGACCAAGAAGCGAAGAAGGAAGGGGCAACCCUCCUCUAGAUCAGCUUCUCUCUGGAAGGAGUGAAGGUACUCAUGGAGCUGGUGACUCCCAUCCACCUCUGCUGCCAACAGUUAGAACUGAUGGAUCUGCUGGUACCUUACCACCUCAGCUGAGACCAAGAAGCGAAGAAGGAAGGGGCAACCCUCGUCUAGAUCAGCUUCUCUCUGGAAGGAGUGAAGGUACUCAUGGAGCUGGUGACUCCCAUCCACCUCCGCUGCCAACAGUUAGAACUGAUGGAUCUGCUGGUACCUUAUCACCUCAGCUGAGACCAAGAAGCGAAGAAGGAAGGGGCAACCCUCGUCUAGAUCAGCUUCUCUCUGGAAGGAAUGAAGGUACUCAUGGAGCUGGUGACUCCCAUCCACCUCCGCUGCCAACAGUUAGAACUGAUGGAUCUGCUGGCACCCUACCACCUCAGCUGAGACCAAGAAGUGAAGAAGGAAGGGGCAACCCUCCAGAUCAGCUUCUUUCUGGAAGGAGUGAAGGUGGGAGGGGGAACCCUACUGCAGAACAACGUCCMCUGAGUAGAAGUGAAGCUACUGGUGGAGUUGGUGGCUCCAUUACACCUCAGCUCAGACCAGACAAAGCUUUUCCAGAUUUUCUGCAUAGCUUCGCCAAAAAAGUCGGCAUAAAAUGGAAGUUUCUUGCACGACACCUUGGUAUUAAAGAUUACACUAUCAAGGCAAUAGAUGAUGAUURUAAAUACACCGAAGAGAAAGCAGUACAAAUGUUUUCUAAGUGGCAACAAAAGUKUGGAAAGGAAGCAACGCCAGCAAAACUUAAGGAGGUCCUUGAAAAGAAAUUARAGAACAGACAACUUGCCGAGGAAGUUGAAGAAUGGAUGAGGACCGGCGAGAGCCGUACAUGAUGAUUUCAAAGAUUUUCAUAGGUAUCUGAUUCAUCUUUGUGCUAGAACAAAAUUAACUGCUCUAUAGAAACAAAUAUGCAAUUUUCUUACACUUCAUUGCAAAACAGGCUGCGGGCGUUUGUAUAGCGUAUUUAUAAUGCAUUAUAUUUAAGCGCCAUUGAACUUUAGGAUUUUGGCGCUAUAUAUAUGAUUUAUUCUAUUCUAUUCUAUUCUAAACACCAUUCUCCACUCACUACUAAAUGAAUAUGAAGCUUUCUUUCAGAUCGUAUAGAAUGUGUUAGGCUUGAUCAAAGCGUGUCCAAGUGUCUUCCCGUCUGUGCAGGCGUCCCACAGGAACUAAGUUCGGACCAAUUCUAUUUAAUAUCAUAGUAAAUGACCUAGAAUUAAAUCCCACGUUGCUCCGUCUGGAAGUAUGUUGAUGGCAGGCGUUUUAGGGUGGGUUCCACAUAUAUAAUACGCCAGUGGACCCAGGCCUAGUUGAAUGAAUAGAUUUCAUCACCUGGGCUUGUAUUUUAAUCAUAGAGAUUAUUAUAAAACAAAGACUAUUCAGUGAAAAAAAAAAAGUUCUUUAUGCUGAGUUAAAAGAAUGUCAGAGUGCAAACCAUAUAUCAGAGUGAAACAGCACUAACUAAUUAGUACAAAAUAGCACCAAUGAAACAAUCGAAAACAAAAGAAAUACAGAGUAGAAAGAACAGUGCUAUUUAGUUUUUGUGCUACUUCACAGAUAUAUGGGUUGCACUCUAUUGUCCAAAAUGUUCGCGUAGUCCAGAGCUGGUAAGAAUUAGUGAUGUUUACUGUAUUGCUUGCUAUCAAUCACGUGACUUUUUUUGGAGUUGACUGGGGGCCAAACAAGCAGUUGACUGAGGGGCAACUAGCGGAUGUUAAG